AAGCACAAGAAACUUCCAACAAUACAACACACAACGUGUGCCGUCUCCCAUUACUAAACAAGUCUCUCUCCAUUCUCUUCUCUCUAACUCUCAAACAGUUACUGCGGAAGAACCAAAAUCCCAGAAAAAAAGAAGAAGAAAGAAAGCGAGAGAAAAUGUGCUCUUCAGAAGGUGAUUGCAGGCCUCUGGGCUUUCUGCUCGGCCUUCCUUUUGCUCUCCUCUCCCUCGUCCUCUCCAUCGUCGGCAUCGUUAUCUGGAUCGUCGGGUUGUUGCUGACUUGCAUAUGCCCGUGCUGUUUGUGCGUGACGGUGGUCGUGGAGUUGGCUCUGGAGUUGGUCAAAGCCCCAAUUCAUGUGAUGGAGUGGUUCACUUCUCAAAUCCCCUGCUAAUCACAUCUCAUUCAGAUUGUUUAAAUUUAUUUUUAUUGUUUUUUAUUUUUAUUUUUAGUUUAGUUUUAUCACUGAGUUUGGUGUUUUAUAUUCAUCAUACACUGUGUUUACUGUGUACUGUUUAUGUAUUCCAUGGAGGUGAAUAUGUAGAAUUCUAUGUGAAUUUGAGUGAAAAAAACCCCAUCAAAAUCCCAAA
Molecule: messenger RNA, 585 nt
Organism: Prunus mume (Japanese apricot)
Lineage: Eukaryota; Viridiplantae; Streptophyta; Magnoliopsida; Rosales; Rosaceae
Product: signaling peptide TAXIMIN 1-like
Source: RefSeq, a predicted model, not a curated record